Fomitopsis serialis is the source of this 610-nucleotide messenger RNA. RefSeq lists its product as uncharacterized. NCBI's taxonomy places the organism in Eukaryota, Fungi, Basidiomycota, Agaricomycetes, Polyporales, Fomitopsidaceae. The transcript has 5 exons. The record is from RefSeq and is a predicted model, not a curated record. The coding region runs from base 90 to 455 and encodes 121 amino acids.
GACCUAUGCACUCAGCACAUGUGAGUUGUAGACACUCAGACUACCUUACGCUUGCGCUCUGAAAACGUACUGCAUUAGGUGUUCUCGCCAUGAUCUUCAGCUUUGUCUGUCUCAUCACCUCGGUCGCACUGGGCGAAGGGCUGAUAUACGCCGUGUUCUAUUGGAUACUAAUUCGAAUCUAUCCAUGCUCCUUCCUAUCGACCUUGAACUCUCGGGAAGCUGUAAGACGCGCUUUCCAGGAGGACUUUCCAGCCCGCGAGCUCAGCAGCCUUGACACGCAAGUUGAUAGUCCUGACAAGGACAAGGACCUUCCCGAAGCGGCCCGAACGAGACCGUCGUCGAGCCGCGCUUUUGGCCCCUUUACUCCCAACACCCCGCUUCCUGUGUACCGCCUCGCAGAAGACGGUCGGAACUCGGGCCGUAUCAUAGUGUCUGGUGUGAAUACGGCAGUGUAGAAGCUGCAGUAUACAUGCUUUAGUCGAACCUCAUUUGUACUGCGUGGAAGUCGAGGACUUCCACGACGUCUCUCCUUACGCAGGUAUAUUUUAUAUAUUCACGCCGAGCGCCGCCUAUCACAACAGUCGCUUGUCACAUCCGAACUAUGGACGCA